This is a messenger RNA of Metarhizium acridum CQMa 102, 1257 nucleotides long. The record is from RefSeq and is a predicted model, not a curated record. Lineage: Eukaryota; Fungi; Ascomycota; Sordariomycetes; Hypocreales; Clavicipitaceae.
AUGGCUUCCAAUGUCGUUAAUAUCGACCCGGAUGGAGACGUCUUCAUCAUUAUUCCGACGUCGGCAAUACCUUCAAAUCUUGAUGUGACGAAUCAAGAGGUAACCACGAAGACCGAAUCAUCAGAUUUACAAGAUGAUAUUCAAUAUCAAGAUGGCAGCACUAUGCACAUACACCCCAACCCUCCUAAGGAAGAGGCAUUGGAUGAAGAUCGAAUGGAUACAAUGUCUACAGAAGAACAACAGUCGGUGUUGCACCUGCGGGUUUCGAAAAAGCAUCUAAUAAUGGCAUCAGCUCGUGCCAAGACAAUGUAUCGUACGAAAUGCAAGGAGUCGGUGCCCGACGCCGAUGGUUUCUUCCACUGGAAGUUCGAGCCAAUUUUCGAUCGAAUGGCAUUUGAGAUUGUUAUGAAUAUUAUUCAUGGACAGACUCACCUGCUGCCGGACAAGGUGACUCUUGAUACAUUGGCCCAGGUGGCUGCCAUCACAGAUGAUCUGCAGUGUCAUAACGCGGUGAAGUUUGUAACGGAUGCGUGGCUUGAAAGGAUGCAGACGUCCCCGCCUAAAGAGAUAUGUCCGGAUCUCCGUAAAUGGAUUCUCGUCGCUUCAGUUCUUCAUCAGCCUGAUAUUUUUCAAUCAACUACGCGUCUGGCAAUUGUGCAAUGCAGAGGGCCUCUUCUUGGAGAUGACAUUCCUAUUCCUCCCACAAUUAUCGAUGGAAUCGAGUCGAUGAGGAUUCAACUGCUUGGUGAGUUGACCAAGGAAGUGGAGCAGACAAUAGACCGCCUGAGCCGAGGCAACUCCCCUUGCACGUUUGAGUGUCGGUCUAUGUUGCUCGGAGCAUUGAUUCAAGAGACGCAAUGUGCUCGUAUACGACUGUCAGAUUCGUUUGGGUCUCUGCCGAACAUCUCUCUCACCACCGCGCUGAGUGAUAUACGCAAUUUUCGUUCACCGGAUAUCUACACGUCGCUAUCCGAAUACGACGGUCCCAUGGACGAAUAUCAAAGCCGAGAGUCCAAUGUAGCCUGGAAACUGGAACGGGUAUUUGAAGAGCACGGUCAUGCAUCCUACUCCAAAAAAGACAAAAAGCACCGCAAACGUAUCUCCGCCUCAGAUAUGCGGGAAAACGAACUUGAUGCGUAUCCAAGGACACUUUUCAGGCACCAAUGCUCUAUAGUUAGGCUCUUUGAACCUUUCUUGCAGAAAUUUGAAGCGAGUAUAACUGGGCUUAACCUCUCUGACUUCUCGGGAAUGGAGUGA